Molecule: messenger RNA, 3326 nt
Organism: Amblyraja radiata (thorny skate)
Lineage: Eukaryota; Metazoa; Chordata; Chondrichthyes; Rajiformes; Rajidae
Gene: cog7
Product: component of oligomeric golgi complex 7
Exons: 18
Coding region: 153-2462 (769 amino acids)
Biological process (GO): retrograde vesicle-mediated transport, Golgi to endoplasmic reticulum; intracellular protein transport; Golgi organization
Cellular component (GO): COG complex
Source: RefSeq, a predicted model, not a curated record
GGACCACGGAUCCAGUUUCCGCCUGUGUGGCAGCAGGUCCACGGCCGCCUUGUCUCCGCCGUCCGUGUGGGAUCCGGGAGGAGGAGCGGGUACAGGCCGUGUUAAAGACGGUGCUGAAUUAAAAAUCGUUUGAAUCCUCCAAUUUGUGCAAAAUGGACUUUUCAAAGUUCCUGGCUGACAACUUUGAUGUGAAGGACUGGGUGAAUGGGGCUUUCAAGACGGUUCAAAAGGAGGCUCCAGGGAAAGUCGACAGUCACGCUGCCACUCUGGUGAUGAAGUUGCAGUUGUUCAUUCAGGAGGUGAAUAAUGCAAUAGAAGAAACUAGCCACCAGGCUUUGCAGAACAUGCCCAGAGCUCUCCGGGAUAUGGAAGCUCUAAAACAGGAAGCUUCCUUCUUGAAGGAGCAAAUGAUUCUUGUUAAGGAAGAUAUUAGAAAAUUUGAACAGGACACGGCACAAUCCAUGCAGGUUUUGGUCGAGAUUGACGAAGUGAAGUCAAGAAUGCAGAUGGCGUCAGAGGCAUUGCAGGAAGCAGACAAGUGGAGUACACUGAGUGCAGACAUUGAAGAAACACUGAAGUCACAGGACAUUGAGGCCAUCUCAGCCAAGCUGACCAGUAUGCAGAACAGUCUGGCAAUGCUGGUGGACACGCCUGAUUACUCCGAGAAAUGCGUUCACCUGGAGGCGCUGAAGAACCGGCUCGAGGCCAUGGCUAGUCCACAGAUCGUGGCAGCAUUCAACUCUCAGUCUGUUGAUCAGGCCCGGCUCUUUGUGAAAGUGUUUGUGGCUGUGGAUCGCAUGCCUCAGCUCCUGACCUACUACUACAAGUGUCACAAGGGUCAGUUGGUCUCCGUGUGGCAGGAGCUUUGCCAGAGUGACCUCAGUCUGAAUCACCAGCUUAGGGAGUUCUACGAUACCCUCUUGGCUACGUGGCACUCCCAAGUUCAAUGGACCUGUCAGGUCUUCAGGAACCCUUACGAGAUUGUUACAGUGCUGCAGAUUCAAACGCUGGGGGCCAUCGUUCCAUCAAUCCCUGUCUGCCUCAGCACAGCUAUAGAGAAGGCGAGCCAGGAGGACAAGCUGCAUGUGCUGCUGGAUCUCCAUGACAGCACCGUUCACUUUGCCAAGGGUCUGGAGGCAGCAAUGUUACCACACCUGGGUGAAACCAACCUGGUGAAAGUUACAGAACUAGUUGCAGCUAUCCAUAGUCCCUAUGUGCCAUAUCAGCUGCAGUAUGGUGACCUCGAGGGCUCAAACCUGCUCAUCCAGAUCAGUGCAAUCCCUCUGGAGCGUGGAGAGCUGAUUGACUCUGUACAGGAGCUCAGUCAGUCGGUAAAUAAAGUCUUCAGCCUGGCUGGGAGCGGAGUGGAUAGAUGUGUGAAAUUGACUGAUGGGCUUGCAUUUUGUGGCUUGCUUAAAGCUCUCAAGGGUCUCUUCUCAAAGUAUGUUGCCGACUUCGCCAGUGCUCUGCAGUCCAUCCGCAAGAAAUGCAAACUGGAGGAAAUUUCCAAUGGAUCCUUAUUCCAGGAAGACUGGACUGCCUUCCAAAACUCGAUCAGAAUUAUAGCAACCUGCGGCGAACUAUUGCGACAGUUUGGAGACUUUGAACAGCAGCUGUCGAACAGAAUCCUCUCCACUGCAGGGAAAUAUUUAUCGGAAUCGUACAGUCCACGUAGUUUGACCGGUAUACAAGAAACGAGCUGCUCUGACAAAAAAUCCUCUGCUAAGAAUCCCUGGCAAGAAUAUCAUUACUUACUGAAGGGAAAUCCGAGUGAAUAUGCCAGUCUAUUGGAAAUGCUCUACACAUUGAAGGAAAAAGGAACAGGAAACUUUAACCUGCUGUCAGAGCCUCGAACAGCUCUGGCCCGGCUCAACCAACAGGCACAUCAGCUGGCCUUUGACUCUGUGUUCCUCCGCAUCAAGCAGCAGCUCGCACAGGUCCCUAGGAUGGAGACCUGGAAUACGGGAACAAUGGGAGAGACGCUGACUGAAGAUCUUCCAACGUUCAGCCUUGCUCCCCUUGAAUACAUCAGCAAUAUUGGGCAGUAUAUCAUGUCCCUGCCUCUGCACCUGGAGCCCUUUGUAACACAGGAGGAUCCGGCACUUGAGCUGGCACUGCAUUCCGGAAAGCUUCCAUACCCUCCAGAGCAAGGAGAUGAGGUACCAGAACUGGACAACAUGGCUGAUUACUGGCUGGGCUCCAUCGCCAGGGCAACAAUGCAUACUUACUGUGAAUCCAUUCUGCAGAUCUCAGAGCUUACUGCACAUGCAACCAAGCAACUUAUCACAGAUAUUGAUUACCUCAGCAAUGUAAUGGAUGCCCUGGGCCUGCAGCCAUCCCGAGCUCUGCAGCAGAUCGCGACGUCCUUGAAAGCAAAGCCCGAGGAAUUCAGACAAGCUGCAAAGGGGCUCCCCCGGAGACUGACUAGUGCAAUCGCAGCCAUGAGGAGUAUCCAGUACUGACCAACAACUGCAUGGGUGCAGUGAUAUUCUGGGCACACUGUGUGCACAAACACAGUCUGUUUCAAUCUUACUGAGGAAGACCAUUAUUCGGAGCGGCUCGCAGACCGAUUGCCAAGAGUCUUACGUCCUGGUGUGGUAGACUCUCCGUGCUAAGGUUCUUGGCACUAAGUAUCUUAGUGUGUUCCACGCACAAUCUCCAGACUAAUUGAAACGGGCAAGGUUGGUAAAUAUUGCAAGUGCCUUGAUCACUGGGUUAGGGAGGAGGAAAUUGAACAGUUCCAUAAUCACUAGUUCUAGGCAAAAACACCCAAUGCAGUGCCUGAGAUAUGUUGACCCUUGAAUGUGGGCUGUUGGAGGGUGGUUUUCUAGAUCAGAAUGAUCCCAAGUAGCUCCUCAGCUUGGGUGACUGAAAAUGAACCGAAAGAGUGCCCUUAGAGGGAACCCAAAGUGUCAUGGUCAACUAAAGUGGCACUGGGGAAACUAGUAAACAGAGAUCAAAUGUUGAGAAAAUAUUUCUGAGGGUUUUUCGAGCAAGAUUGUGUUAAUACACAUUGUGGGAUGUCAGCUCUCCCAACUGAAAUCACUUCACCCAUGGUAAUUUACAUUGGGUAGAGGGAGUGGCAGUGUCCCAUCUCACAGCCCCACAUCUACAUUGGCUGAGCAAGAAAAGGGGAUGAUGAUAUCACCUCACCAAAACCAUGCAGGGCAGAAAGGCAAACCUGCAUGAAACUAUAAAGAGCCAAGUAAAAUGGCUGAGGGCUACUGACAUGAUGUGACUUGUGGUCAUUGGGUAAUGAAUGGGAGUGGUUACAUUAUAUCUUCUUGUCAUCGAGAAAUAAAAUAAUUCAUUUUUGUUAAAAAAUA